CUGUCCGUGGUGCUAAACGCAAAACCGUGGAGGAUCUUUUCGUGAUUUUGACGAGUCACUUAUAGCCAACGUUAGGUCACAUCUUUCAGUUCAUGGAAACAUGCAUAGUUCCCACUGUUCCUGAAGUGAAAGACUACGCUAAAGCCUAAUUCUUACCGCGAUAUGAGAUGUUUGCUGUCUAACCGAAUUUAAUAAACGUCCGUCGCACGCUGAACAAAAAACAACUAUACCCUCUUAUAGUAUACGGCAUUUCUAGUAUAAUAAAAAUAACACUGAAAAACAUUUAGCCAUAUUUUUUAGGAUAGUAGCAAGCUAAUGUUUAUUUUACAUUCACCAUAUCUCCGCUUCCGUCUGAUGAAACGACGCAUGUGUUGAUCUAUGCUGCAGCAACGUGCAUCAGUUCCUCUUUGACCCCAGAGUUAAUCUGCAGACUGACGCUCCAAUAUAUUUCUCAGUUGCUGGAUUUUAUGCUUUUCCGGUGCUGCUGUAUUUUAUGUACUUUGUAUUAUAAUUUCUUUAAAUCGCGGAAGCUUGCGUCGAUUCAAUCGGUUUUCUGGCCGAUUUCCUGAACAGCGAAGCAGGUCUACAUUUUCCGAACCGAAUGCUAAUACAAGCCGCUUAUGCUAUGUGCGUAAUGUAUCACGGUGAGGAUAGACAGUAAAUAAGGGGACACGUCGGUCUAUAAUAAAGGGGAAAAGAAGAUGGUGAUCAUGGCUUCUUCAAAUGUAGCAUCUCAAUGCUCGACAGCGAUGGCGAAGCCUUCCUUCCCUAUAAAGCUAUUUCUCUGGGUGUUUUUAUUCGCUAAUCUUCCUACAAGCUCUGUCCAGACGGAAAACGAUGACGAUGAAGUGACGAACAAAACAUGGGUGUUGACCCCCAAAGUCUACGAGAGCGAUGUCACCCACAUCCUGAACAGUCUACUAGAUGGCUACGACAACAAACUGCGACCAGAUAUCGGAGUCAAACCAACUGUGAUCCACACGGACAUGUUUGUCAACAGUAUUGGCCCAGUAAACGCUAUCAAUAUGGAGUACACCAUUGACAUUUUCUUUGCCCAGACGUGGUACGACCGGAGGCUGAAGUUCAACAGCACCAUGAAGGUGCUGCGUCUGAACAGCAACAUGGUGGGCAAGAUCUGGAUCCCCGACACUUUCUUCCGCAAUUCCAAGAAGGCCGACGCCCACUGGAUAACCACUCCCAAUCGCAUGCUACGCAUCUGGAACGAUGGGCGGAUCCUGUACACACUGCGGUUGACUAUUGAUGCCGAGUGCCAGCUUAAACUGAACAACUUUCCAAUGGAUGAGCACUCCUGUCCCCUGGAGUUUUCAAGCUACGGAUACCCCAAAGAGGAGAUUGUGUACAAAUGGAAGAGAAGCUCCGUGGAGGUGGGAGACAUCCGCUCGUGGAGGCUCUAUCAGUUCUCCUUCGUCGGCCUGAGAAACACCAGCGACACCGUCAGCACCGUGUCAGGUGACUACGUUGUGCUGACCGUCUUUUUCGACCUGAGCAGGAGAAUGGGCUACUUCACCAUCCAGACCUACAUUCCCUGCACCCUCAUCGUGGUCCUUUCCUGGGUCUCCUUCUGGAUCAACAAGGAUGCUGUGCCUGCCAGAACAUCCUUAGGCAUCACCACUGUGCUGACCAUGACUACGCUGAGUACCAUAGCCAGGAAGUCGCUGCCUAAGGUGUCUUAUGUGACCGCCAUGGACCUCUUCGUAUCCGUGUGCUUCAUCUUCGUCUUCGCCGCGCUGAUAGAGUAUGGUACACUGCACUACUUUGUGAGCAACAGGAAGCCAAGCGCCAAAAAGGACAAGAAGAAGAAAAAUCCGCUCCUCCGGCUCUUUUCCUCAAAGCAGACACCCACGGUGGACAUACGCCCUCGCUCAGCCACUGCCAUUCAGAUGAACAACGCCACCCACAUGCAAGAGCGGGACGAGGAGUACGGCUACGAGUGUCUGGACGGCAAGGACUGCACCAGCUUCUUCUGCUGCUUCGAGGACUGCCGCUCAGGGGCCUGGCGGCACGGGCGGUUGCACAUACGCGUCGCCAAGAUAGACUCGUAUGCUCGCAUUUUUUUCCCAACCGCUUUUGGUCUCUUUAACCUGGUCUACUGGAUCUCCUAUCUUUAUCUCUAGAGCCAGUGUUUAGCCAGCCUUAUAAUAUACAUUCUGCUCCAGCAAGACCAUUUUUAAGAAGGGUGGGACCCACUGAAAUGUUUUACUCAUUUUAAUUUUUUUCUGUUGGAUUUUUAUUGUUGAUCAACAUUUCUUGGUAUAAUUUCUUUGUAUGGUUGAAGCAAAGGUUGUAGCAAAACCAAUAGGCUUGCAGUGCUCUGGAUUCUAAUAGUUUAACUACGAUUGCGCUUUGGGUAAGCAAGAACCUAAUCUCACCGUAGCAAUUCUGCAUGACUAUGUUUAACAGAUUUCCCUUGGUAAAGUAUUGGUUUAUGUUGAAUUGAAUCUCAAUCAGGGUAGCAUACAACCUCUUUUUGUGUGCCCUCAGUCAGAUCAAAGGGGAACUUUUGGAAGAAAACUAACUCAAUUCAUUUUGUAUGAACAAGUCACAAACCUUAGAAGACAACUUAUUAUUGAAAACAUACUUCCCAAUGAUUUAAAAUGUGUAUUUACUUAUUAUUGGUAUAGUCCAUCCUUCCAAAAUACAAAAUAAGCAAAAUUCAAAGCACUUUAAUAUAUAUGGUGUAUUUAAUACAUACAUACAUACAGUACCAGUCAAAAGUUUGGACACAGCCAUUCACUUGAGUGUCCAAACUUUUGCUGGGACUGUAUG
Messenger RNA from Esox lucius (northern pike), 2787 nucleotides. It is a transcript of the gene gabrg2, whose product is annotated as gamma-aminobutyric acid type A receptor subunit gamma2. Gene Ontology annotation, molecular function: GABA-A receptor activity; GABA-gated chloride ion channel activity; inhibitory extracellular ligand-gated monoatomic ion channel activity. Gene Ontology annotation, biological process: regulation of postsynaptic membrane potential; nervous system process; signal transduction. The record is from RefSeq and is a predicted model, not a curated record. The transcript has 10 exons. The coding region runs from base 702 to 2135 and encodes 477 amino acids. NCBI's taxonomy places the organism in Eukaryota, Metazoa, Chordata, Actinopteri, Esociformes, Esocidae. Gene Ontology annotation, cellular component: dendrite membrane; postsynapse; synapse.